UAGUUUCAGUUUCGUUUUAAACGUGAGCGCGCCAAGACGCAAAAAUAUCAAAAUAAAAAACAAUUCUCGAAAUUCGACAACGAACGUUUUCCGAAUACAAAAACAAAAGAACAAGCUUCUUUAAACUAAAUCAACGGAUUAUUUCGUGAGUCCAAAAAUCCCAACCAACCCACCUUAACCAACCACCGCCAAGAUGUCUCACUCCGUGACCAUAACACGCACAACGACCAGCACCACCAACACCUCCUAUAUUGUGCUGAAUACGGGCUACCUCAAGACGUUCCCUGGUCUUCUGAAGCUCUUCGAGCUGAUCAUUGGCGUCGCCAUUGUCACCAUAAUGGCCAUCAACUUUGAUGCAAGGUAUUUUGCUACUUAUCGCCCACAGGAUUUGUUCCAUUACCUGAUGGCCACAACGUUUAUGAUAGGGACAUUUUGUUUAUUCCUCGCCUGUCUCACAUCGUUGAGCACGGGCGGUCUGAUCGCCAAAACGAUCUAUGAACUAAUCUAUCAUUCGGUGGCUGCUAUACUGUUGGUUGUCUCAUCCGCCCUGCUGCUGAUCAAGUUGAAGGAUUACAAGCAUGAUUCCUACAUGGCAGCCGGCAUUUUGGGCCUGGUCAAUGCGGUGCUGUACUUCAUAAGCGCAUUCCUGGCACAUCGAUCAUAUCGCGGCAUUUAAGCCUGAGGCAUUUAAGCGAAACGGAGAGAUAGAGAGAGGGCGAGAGUGAGAGCGCAUCACUUUCGAGCAAGUCAAUCAAUGUAAUGUAAUGUAACAAAACAGUUCAUCUCAAUCAGAAUCGGAAUCAGAAAAUCAAGAAUCAUGAAUCAGAAUCGGCUAAAAAGAUAACGCACAAGCCAAUAUACAGAGAGUCUCUUUGUUGCACUGUUCAAAUAAUUGUGGCGCUACAUAUGCAUAAUACUACUAUUAUCAUUAUUAUUAAAAUAAUUAUUAUGUUUUGUAA
Drosophila albomicans is the source of this 959-nucleotide messenger RNA. RefSeq lists its product as uncharacterized. The transcript has 4 exons. Bases 194 to 676 code for a protein of 160 amino acids. The record is from RefSeq and is a predicted model, not a curated record. Gene Ontology annotation, cellular component: membrane. Lineage: Eukaryota; Metazoa; Arthropoda; Insecta; Diptera; Drosophilidae.